Messenger RNA from Gadus macrocephalus (Pacific cod), 2837 nucleotides. It is a transcript of the gene ccm2l, whose product is annotated as CCM2 like scaffold protein. Gene Ontology annotation, biological process: heart morphogenesis. NCBI's taxonomy places the organism in Eukaryota, Metazoa, Chordata, Actinopteri, Gadiformes, Gadidae. The record is from RefSeq and is a predicted model, not a curated record.
GGUUUGUCUGCUACCAUGGACUACCAAGCAAAGAAGACCAAGAAGGGUUUUACCUCCCCCAUCCAGCUGGUGUUCUCGCGGUCGGGGCGGAGGCAGGCGGGGGCGGAGCGGGGGGGCGGGGUCUACCGCCGCCCCCUCCACACCCUCCCCCUCUACCCCCCCGACUACCUCAUCCACCCGGAGAGACUCAUCUUCGACUACGUGGAGAAGGAGGUCAAGUUCCUGGGUCACCUGACCUGGGUAUCCUGCUCCCUGAACCCCUCGAGCAGAGACGAGCUGCUGCAGCUGCUGGACACCGCCAGGCAGUUGAAGGUGCUCCCCCUGAAGACCAGCGCUGAGCAGGACUGCAUCCUGAGUCUGUCGGCCCGCUGCCUGCUGCUCACCUGGAGGGACAACGAGAAGCUGCUGCUCCGCAUGCCCACCCACGAGAUCGCUGCGGCCUCCUACCUGAGGGACGACGCCAUGCACCUGCUGGUGCUCAAGACAGGGCUCAACGUGGACACCAUGGUUGGGGACGACAGCCUGGAGCGGAGGACCCGUAGAGUCGAUGGGCGUCGCCAGACGGUCAGCUGCAACGCGGACCCGCGGCCAGCAGGGGGCACCAUGGAGCGCAGACACACCAUCUGUGGGGUUGACUGGAGGACCUCCCUCUCCGGGGCAACCAUGACAAGGAGAGGAGAGGAGGAGGAGCCGGAGGAGGAGGUGGAGCAGCAGCAGCAGCUGCAGCAGCAGCAGCAGCAGCAGCAGCAGCGGCAGCAGCAGCAGCGGGAGGAGCUGGGGGGGAGCAGGGGAGGAGGGGGGAGUCUGGAGAGGCGGCGGGUGGGGGGAGUCUGGAGAGGAGGCCGCCGCCUGCCGCGGAAGGCCGGGGGCUGGGAGACCCGGGGCGGCCGGCCCGUGAGCGGGAGCUGGGGGUGGGCGGGGGCGGGAGGGGGAGUGGGGGGGAGCUGGGAGAAGAGGGGGGUGGGGGGCAGCUGGGAGCGGCGGCAUGCCUGCACCGGGAGCUGGGAGCGGGGGAAGAGCUACGGCAGCUGGGAGCGGAGGAACCACAACCCGCUGGAGCCCACGCCCUGCCCUGACGCCUACUGCAACCUGGUGGUGCUGAGCACCGAGACCCGGGAUGCAGCAGAGGAGUACUGCUCCCUGAUCUGCCAGAUGUUCCAGAUCAUCUACGGCCACCAGACCAUUGAGUGUGUGGACAGGGCGGGCUUCCACUACACCAUGCCCCACCGCUAUUGGCUGCAGAGGAGUGACAGUUGUCUGACUGACAUGUCCUACAGCUAUGAUGCUGACUUCAGCUGCUGCAGCUCCUACGACGGAUCCCAGGACGCCUACGAUGUGUACUACAGUGAGUCGUACAGCGACACCUCCUCUCACCAUAGCAACGGCCCAGACUCCGACCCCGCCCUCAUGCUCAUGCACGACUACAUGCUAACCCUGCGCAGCCGCCUGGCCCCAGAGGAGCUGCAGCGCUUCGCCCUGCUGCUCAGGGAGUACCGUCUGGGCUCCUCCAUCAGCCUCUUCUGCUCCGACCUGCUGGAGCUCUACGGGGACACCCACAAGUUCCUCCUGCUGGGGAUGCGUGCGUUCAUCCCAGACAAGGACGUUGAGGUGUUUGAGAGUUUCCUCGAGAGCAUCGGCAUCAGGGAAGGCGGGAUUCUAACCGACAGCUUUGGACGCAUCAAGCGCAACCGGAGUGUGAUGGAAGCCCCGCCCACAGGGUGUGACAGCUACUCCCUGAUGUCCGGCUCCCAGGAUUUCAACCGACGCCUCAGUGACAUCACACACGACGUGGAGGCGCUCGGCUUCCAGGAAACACACGGAGACAUAGAAGAAGAAGACUACUACCUUUAAUAGAGACACAGAAGAAGAAGACUGCUACCUUUAUUAGAGACACAGAAGAGGAAGACUGCUACCUUUAAUAGAUACACAGAAGAAGAACACUACCUCACUAAAGAAAUAGAGAGACUACUGCUGCCUUCAAUAGACAGAGAGAGAGAGACUACUAUAUUGAAGAGAGAGAGAGAGAGAGAGAGAGAGAGAGAGAGAGAGAGAGAGAGAGAGAGAGAGAGAGAGAGAGAGAGAGAGAGGUAGAUAGACUAUUAGUCCUAAUAGAGAGUAGCAAUGUGUGUAUUUGUCACUCUGCGUAGACAACACUGUGCUAUGAGCCUGUGCGGUUCAUUGGAUGUCGAAGCUGGGCUGGUGCUGGUUGGUGGGGAUUAUUAUGGGAUAAAUAAGCUGGAGACAUUCCUUGAGAUGAUGUCAUCGUGCAGGGACAUCCACGAUGCCCUGUUGAUACACCUUUAAAGAAACAUCUCUCCAGCUGCACGUCAUCACACACACACACACACACACACACACACACACACACACACACACACACACUCAUGCACACGCACACACACACACAAACACGUCAGGAGCGUUUUACCACAUGAGGUUAUAUCGGGCAGUCCUUGGUGUUUGAUGGUCUCUGAAUGCAGAGGACAACAAUUUAACACGCAGUCAGAGCGACCCAGCUCCAGGAUGUAAUACCAUGUUUUCAUCGGCAGAGGGAGACACCAGACUCCAUGUUUUAAUUCACUACAACUCAAUGUUGAAAGAGCUUCAUCGGCAAGUCAAACAGGAUAAAGGUGAAAAUAGUCCAAAAAAACUUCCACAAAUGUAAGAUUAGAUAUGUACAGUAAAAAAUGAAAAAAUGAAACAGACGAAGAUGAUUAAUACUUUUAUAUGGAAGAGGUGAAAAGAUUGUUGUGAUAAUUAAAAAACACGAAUUGUCUGGAGUAAAUGUGUGUUCCUUUACGUACAGUUUGGAUAACGGCCAGAUGUUAAAGGCACCC